AUGGGGCUCAGGAAGGAGGAUUGGGAUGGGGCUCAGGUAGGAUUCGGUUGGGCCUCAGGAUGUUUGGGUGGCAUUGUGAAGACAGAAAACAGUGUCACUGCGGUCUUAGGAUUAGAUGUCUCUCUUACGUGUUAUUACGAGGCCCAAGAACAAGAGAAAGUGACUCAAGUUAUCUGGUCAAAGAAGGUGAAGAGCGGUCAGAACGUGCAGCUGGCGGUCCUCAACACAGAGUUUGGGGCUUAUGUCCCCCAAGAGUAUGAAGGAAGGGUAAAGGAAAAGUCUCCUCUGAAGGCAGAAGAUGGCAGCAUUAUCCUGAAGAACGUUGUCCAGGCGGAUGAAGGUGCCUACCAGUGUCGGGUCUACACCUUCCCAGCAGGGACCUUCGAGGCUGAUGUGGAGCUGAAGGUUCUUGUGCCACCUUUGCCAACAUUGAAUCCCGGCCCACCACUGGUAGAGGGAGUGGGCCUGAGCCUUGCCGCCUCCUGCACAGCUGAAGGGAACCCUGCUCCCAGCCUAAUAUGGGAGACAGACGUGUCUGGGAAGAACACUACGCGCACUUUUUCUCACACUCGAUCAGCCUCGGUGACUAGUGAGUUCUACGUUGUCCCAACUCGCAGUAUGCACAAAAAGCUGCUGACCUGUGUGGUGUUUCACCCUGUGUUCCAGCAGGAGAAGAGGCUGGUGCAUCCGCUGGAGGUGGAAUACUUGGCUGAUGUCACCGUACAAGGACAUGAACAUUGGUUUGUUGGAAAAAAUGAUGCGGCUCUGAAGUGUGUCUGUGAUGGGCACCCGGCCCCCCGAUACUCCUGGUCCAG
Molecule: messenger RNA, 815 nt
Organism: Hyla sarda
Lineage: Eukaryota; Metazoa; Chordata; Amphibia; Anura; Hylidae
Product: nectin-4-like
Exons: 4
Biological process (GO): homophilic cell-cell adhesion; heterophilic cell-cell adhesion
Cellular component (GO): adherens junction
Source: RefSeq, a predicted model, not a curated record